AUGUCAAGCUCUCAACCUCCCAUCCCUGCUCCCCAGGAUUUGCAAGAAGAUGGGCUCACUCAAGAAUGCAGGGACUUACUCUCCUCCCUCCCUACAGAAGAAGGAUGGCUUUUUGAUGUCUAUCAAUACCAAGGUUUUUGGUUUCCGUCAAGGCAGAUACAAGCAGUGCUGGCCAGCCAACAGCGUUUCCAAGCUCAGGACACCGACAUCCUCCUUGUCACCACUCCCAAAUCAGGCACCACCUGGCUGAAAGCAAUAGUGUUCGCGUUCGUGAAUCGGGUCAAGUUUCCGGACAUGCAAGACCACCACCCCUUGCUCACAAGCAACCCUCAUGAACUCGUGCCCUUACUUUGA
This is a messenger RNA of Vitis vinifera (wine grape), 354 nucleotides long. RefSeq names its product cytosolic sulfotransferase 12. The record is from RefSeq and is a predicted model, not a curated record. Lineage: Eukaryota; Viridiplantae; Streptophyta; Magnoliopsida; Vitales; Vitaceae. The transcript has a single exon. Gene Ontology annotation, cellular component: cytoplasm. Bases 1 to 354 code for a protein of 117 amino acids. Gene Ontology annotation, biological process: sulfation. Gene Ontology annotation, molecular function: sulfotransferase activity.